Molecule: messenger RNA, 3143 nt
Organism: Lactuca virosa
Lineage: Eukaryota; Viridiplantae; Streptophyta; Magnoliopsida; Asterales; Asteraceae
Source: the annotation of a GenBank genome assembly
GCCAAGUCAAGAUCACCCAAUUCGAAGUCUCCCCACAUGCAAAAGUCAUAAAUUCGUCAAUCUACAACACAAAAGCCAAUCAAACCAGCUAUCACCGCCACUAAAUCAUUUGCUUGCCAGCACCAAAUCAUAAUCUUGUCUCAAGAAAAACACCCCUUAUAUCACCUACAUCAUGCCUACCUUAAAACCCCUUUCAUAUGUCCUCAAUUCAUGAAUUGAUUCAACUGAUUUAAAAGUUUUGCAUAAAUAUUGAAAAUUUUCCAUCUGGGUGUUGAAGAUCCAAACGAUUAGUGACUCAAAACUGGCGAUUGAAUCAUCUUUGACUCGAGAAAUGGGGGAAAAGAAGAAACCCCUAUCGGACUGCCCUUCGCCCGAAUCAUCUUUGACCCAGGGAGAUAGUGAUUCGGAAUCCACUUCGGUUUCAUCAUCAAUGCAAGGCUCUAUAUCGAGUGCAACAUCUUCACUCGAUCAAGAGAGUAGUAAUGUCAAAGGAGGAACAACAACAAAGAAAGUACUAAAAAAGUCAAAUUCAAAGAAACUCGGUACUUAUGGGAGCUUCAUAUCAUCAAGGAGGAGAUCACAAUCGAGGCUCAGUCAAUCUUCAAUCAAAAUGUCGGAUGAUGGUUCGAUCACACCACCAGAUCAUUCUUCUGUUGAAGUAUCCGAUGAAUCAUCUAAUUAUGUUCAAAAAUCAACACCAAAGUUCACAAGGACAGGUAGUUUGAGAUCAGUGAAGAUCUUCAGAAGCAAAAGCAAGAACAAGUCUAGUCUCAAAUCAAAUAAGUCAUCAACUGACACUCAUUCAGACAUUUCUGAAGAAUUCCAUUUUCCAAAAGCUACAUUUUCAUCGAUUCUCAAAGAUUCAAAGUUCCCUGAACAACUUAAGCAUCAAACUAGCCCAUCAGAACCCGAAGAAGUGCUUCCAGUAGCAAAGUUUUGUCCAUACCAACACUGUUCUCUCCAUGGCCACCAUCACCACCACGAGCCACCACCCACCCGCUUUGCGUACCUCAAACGCCGCACCACAAAUGACCAAAAUACCCUUAAAAAGGCUGAAAGUGAAACCCAACCAACCGAUAAAAAAACGAGCAAGAAACGAGAAGCUAAAGCAAAAGCAAAAGCAACCAAACGGGUGUCUGAAGUCAAGAAUGAUGUUGAUUUCUCUAUUGAAUUCUAUGCAAAAACAAGAUCCGACCCUGUUGAAAACCAUGGUCAUGAUGAUUCUGAGAUGGCUGAUAUCUUGUUUGGGGUCAACAGCUUGCAUGAGAAAAAGAGUGAAAAACCCAUUUUAGAUAAUGAAAAUUUCAGUGAUUUGAAGGAGAAGAAUGAUGGGGAUUUAAAUGGGUCGAAGAGUGUUCUUGAAAAGAAGCCAGCUUUAAAGAAAGCGAAUCAAAUGAGCAUGUGGCAUAUGAUUCAUAGGCAUAUGGUAUCGGGUCUUGAAGCUGAAUCAGGGGACAACAUAGUUCAACAAGUAGAUGAUGACAAGAAACUAAAUAUCUCAACAAAAGAUUUUGAUGAUGUUGCGAAUCAAGAAACCGAGAUCAGAAAGAUGUUUGCGAUCAAACUUGUACGAGAUGCAAUCGAGAAGAUUCUUCUUCCAGAAGUUCAAGAUGAACAAUCCACUACUAGUGAAGUUAUACCAGAACAAGAUCUACCGGAAAAGAAUCAAACAGAGGAAUCUCCGGCGCCGGAAAAGAAUCAAAAAGAGGAAUCUCCGGCGCCAGUAGUGGAAGAACAAACGGGAACAGUCACAGAGAAGCUUGAAGAACCGAAAGUUGAAAAACAAGCACCGAAGAGCUGGAGUCGCCUGAAGAAAGUCUUCCUUCUGAGGAAAUUUGUUAAAGAACUAGAAAAAGUGAAGAAAUUUAACCCGAAAAAGCCGACACACCUCCCGUUGCCGCCGCAACCGGAACAAGAAACGGUUUCACUCCGACGUCAAACGACCGGUGACAAGAAAAACUCCGAUGAAUGGAUGCUCGAUUACGCGCUUCAAAAGGUCGUCGGUGAACUUGCUCCUACCCAGAAACGGAAAGUCGCUUUGCUUGUUAAAGCUUUUGAAACGGUGGCUCCUGCGCAGGACGAUAACCAAGAACAAGGGUUGAAUCAUGAAUUGACACGUGUUGAUUCAAACACCGAUUUUGAAAUUAAUCCAUCGCCAAAUGUGGUAUUGGGUUCGUUUUCCGAGAAGAAAAGCGAAUCGAUUUCCGAUUUGGAGACAGAGAAACGCAUUAAAAUGUGGCACAUGAUUUACCAACACGUCGUAACUGAUAUCGCUACUAAAAUUGGAUCAGACCUUCUUCUUGAUGGAGAUGAAUCGACGAACAGCGAAGAGAAAAAUCUGCAAGAAGUUGAGGAUCAAACGGAAAGAAAUUACAGACUUGCGUUCACGCAGAGUGAUGCGGUUAAGCUCGUACGAGAAUCCUUGGAUGAAAUCCUUCUUCCCGACAUUCCCGACACUCCUUCCUCCCAAGUCUCCGAUCAAGAACUCUCCGACAAGAAAGAGGGUGAACCGGAAAAAAUGGAGAACAACUCCGUUCUAGAUGAAAACAAGAAACCGACAAUCGAUAGCGGAAUGUCAACAAUUGCUAGCAGAUUACAGAACCAGAAGUCGAAGAACUGGAGCAAAUUGAAGAAAUUGAUUUUGCUGAAACGAUCGAUUAAGGCAUUAGAAGGGUUUAGAAAUCUUAAACCGCAAACCCUACAAAGAGAAGUGAGGAUUAGUGAUCCUGAAAAGGAAAAGGUUGAUUUAAGGCGUCAAAUGAUGGACGAGAGGAAGAAAGCCGAGCAAUGGAUGCUUGAUUAUGCAGUUCAACAUAUUGUCACUAAACUGACUCCUGCUCGAAAAAAGAGAGUCUCCAUGCUUGUUGAAGCUUUUGAAGCAGUUGUCCCACUUCCAGAAAUCUGAAACCACACCGCCAUGUUCAAAAUUUGAAUCUGAGUGAUAUUUUUUUAACAUUUGUGAAAGCGUAGAAUGGUUUGCUGUAUUCUUUAGAAAUUUUUUGUGUAUAAUCUUUAGAUGUAUAGAUCUUGAAUACCAUUAUAUUGUCGAGGUUGAUGUUUGUAUGUUAAAUAUAGUUUUGAUGUCGUUCUUUACCCAUAUUAUGUCAAGAUGACAUGAAUAUAUCCAAUAUUGUAAUCGUAAU